AUGGCAAACCACAACGGUCGUGCCAACCCGCCCCUUGAUGCAUCUGACGAGAACAACAGGGCUGCAGUAGCUGCAAAACUCCUGGUCAUUGUUGCAUGGAUCAAGGCACUUCCAGAAGCAUGUGAAGCCAUCUACACCAACAAAGCCCCUGCAUGGUUUGUCGUGGGCAGUGGUGCAAUCAAGAUUCUUAUUGAAGCCAUCCCCUCCUACGUGUGGCUCCACCUAGCAUACCCUCGCCGCGACCUACGCCGGUGCUGCCCUUCCCUCCCUCCGCCGCGAUUGCGCCCUCCUCGCCUGCGAAUCCCACUGCCGCGAGCGCAUCGCCUGCUCCGGCGCCGCCUGCGCAUCUCGCUGCGACGCCUCGUCGCCGCCUCCCCUUCCCCCUGCCGCGACCCCCCCGUCGCCGCCUCCCCCCUCCCGCCGCCGCGCCUUCUUCGGCGCCGCCCGCGCAUCCCUCCUCCGCGACGCCUCCUCAUCGCCUGCCCCUCCCGCUGCCGCGACGUCACGUCGCCGCCUCCCCUUACCGCCUCCGCGACGCCUCGUCAUCGCCUGCCCCUCCCGCUGCCGCGACGUCACGUCGCCGCCUCCCCUUACCGCCGCCGCGCCUUCCUCGGCGCCGCCUGCGCAUCCCGCCGCCGCGACGCCUCGUCGCCGCCUCCCAUCCCGCCGCCGCGACUUCGCGUCGCCGCCUGCACGCCCCGCCGCAGUGACCCGCUCGCCGCCGCCUUCGCAUCCCACCGCCGCGACCCGCUCGUCGCCGCCUGCACGUCCCGCCGCCGCGACGUCGCGUCGCCGCUUGCGCAUCCCGCCGCCACGACCUGCUCGUCGCCGCCUGCACAUCCCGCCGUCGCGACCUACCGUCGCCGCCUGCACCUCCUGCCGCCGCGACCUACUGUCGCCGCCUGUGUAUCCCACCGCCGCGACCUGCUCGUCGCCGCCCGCGCAUCCCGCCGACGCGAUCUACUCGUCGCCGCCCGCGCAUCCCACCGCCGCGACCUACUCGUCGUCGCCCGCGCAUCCCGCCGCUGCGACCUGCUCGUCCCCGCCUGUGCAUCCCGCCACCGCGACCUGUUCGUCGCCGCCUGCCAGUCGCCUCCCCUCCCCGCCGCCGUCGUCGUGCGCCAUCGCCCGCGCAUCCCGCUGCUCCUACUGCCCCACUACCCGGCCGCAAUUUCCGCCGCCGCGACUACACCGCCAGCCGCCCGCGAUUUCCGCUACCGCGACCCUCCCAUCGCCUCCUGCGCUUCCCGCCGCAGCGCCCGCUUACCUACCUUGGAGAUCGCCGCUACCCCGGAGCUCCAGGCUGCCGCCGAUACCACCUUCCUCCACAAUCGCCGCGAGUACCUCAUCCGCAAGGCAGAGCAUGAAGUUGCGCUGCAUCAUCACGAGUUUGCAACAGCAGAGCGCGCCACUCGCCUGGCAUUACUGAAUGAGUAUACCACGGCCAUGGCAGACUACCUCCCCAAGAGCAUCGCAUGGGCCACUGCUGACAACCGCGCCUGCACCAUCCUCCUCAGCGCACUCCCCAACACCCUCAUGCACCGUUUCCAAGCUCGCGAGAUGCACACCUCCCUCAUUUGGGCCAAGCUCCAGGCGAUGUUUGAGUGUCGCGACAUCAGCUCUAUCGGCGCCCUUUUCCAGUACUUCUCGAUCACCCUCGCCACCUGUGACAGCACAGUUGACUACGUGGGGCGCAUGCAGGAGGUCGCUGAUCGCCUUGCGGCACGACAAGCCGCCCUCCCCGAGCCACUGCAAAUCCAUCACCUCCUCUACAACCUCACCCCGGACUACGAGUCCCGCCUCCACACCUUCACUGAGGCCAACCUUAUGGCCGGCCUCGACGACGUGGUCCACUCCCUCAAUGCUACGCAGCCGCGCAACGAGGGUGAUCGCAGCAACAGCAGUGGAGGUCGUAGCGCUGGUGGCGGUGGUGGUGGAGGUCGGGGCGGUGGUGGGGGGGGUGGUGGUGGCCGUGGCCGUGGUGGCCGGGGUGGCGGUGGUGGUGGUGCUGGCAGCACCCCUGCUGGAGGAUCCUCCGGUGCUGGUGGUGCUGUGACUCGAGGCGGUCGCCCUGGAACUCUACCCCCAUGCACGUAUGUGAGCCGCCAUGGUCCCCAUGCUGGUACCCUGUGUGGUCAAACCAACCACCCCCCCACCACAUGCUUCAAGGCGCUCGACGACGCCUGGUUUGAUCGAGGUAACACUGGCACCCCUCCUCGCUGGAACAUUGUCACCCCUCGCCCCUCCUUGGUGGAUGUUCAAACCCUCCCCUCUUUCCUUCCUGCUCACCUCCGCCUGUGUCCCCGACACUUCGGGUAG
Closterium sp. NIES-65 is the source of this 2319-nucleotide messenger RNA. The record is from the annotation of a GenBank genome assembly. NCBI's taxonomy places the organism in Eukaryota, Viridiplantae, Streptophyta, Zygnematophyceae, Desmidiales, Closteriaceae.